Molecule: messenger RNA, 4434 nt
Organism: Eimeria acervulina
Lineage: Eukaryota; Apicomplexa; Conoidasida; Eucoccidiorida; Eimeriidae
Exons: 5
Coding region: 1-4434 (1477 amino acids)
Source: RefSeq, a predicted model, not a curated record
AUGGCUUCACUCCGCAGCAGCAAUCUUCCUGCUGCUGCUGCUGCUGCUGCUGCUGCUGCUACUGUAGGGGACAGUCGGGCGGAAGAGCAGGAGACGCCUCCAGCAGCAGCAGCAACAGAAACAGCAGCAGCAACAACAACAGCAACAGCAGCAACAACAGAUGCAGCAACAGCAGCAAAACCGCACGAAGAAGUCAACGUUGCUGCUACAGAGGCCUUGGCAGCAGCAGUAGCAGCAACGGGAGCUCUUGCUGCUGCUGCUGCUGCUGCACAGCCUGCUGCUGCAGCGGCUGCAGCCACGGAAGACAUCGCAUCGCUGCUAGCAGCAGAAGCAGCAGAAGCAGCAGCAGCAGCAGAAGCAGCAACAGCAGCAGCAGCAGUGCAUCAGAGCCGUCCCCAUUUCGCGCUCGCUGCAAUGCAACAGCAGCAGCAACAACAGCAACAGCAGCAGCAGCAGCAGCAACCAGGCGUAAGGGGAGAGGGCAUACACACGCCAGCUGCUGCAGCUCCCGCUGCUGCAGCUCCUGCUGCUUGUGCAAAUGCUGCAGCAGCAACACCGCAUCCGCCCGCAGCAGCUGCAGCAGAAGCUGAUGCAACAGCUGCACCAGCAGCCCCAGUGUGUCUAGUGGCAGCAACAGCAGCAGCAGCAGCAGCAACCGGCUCAUCAGCAGUAACAGAAGCAGCUGCUGCUGCAGCAGCAGCGCCUUCGAUAGUGGCCGCAGCCGCAGGAGUGCCUGCAGCAGCAGCAACAGCAACGUCACCAACAGCAGCAGCAGCAGCAGCAGCAGCACGAACUGAACAUCCAACGCAGCAGCCACGCACUGCAGCAGCAGAUCUUGCAGCAGCAACAGCAGCAACAGCAACAGCAGCAGCAGUUGUAAGUCCAACGGCCCCUGCAGCAUUACCCUUUGUGGCAGCUGCUGCAGAAGCAACAGCAUCAGCAGCAGCAGCAGGGCGUGAAGAUGCAGCAGCAGCAGCAGCAGCAACAGCAGCACUGCAGCGAAGGGGAGCUCCUCUGGCAGGAUCUGCAGCAGCAUGUGCAGCAGCAGCCACACCUGCAACAACACAUACUUCGGGCUUAGCAGCAAACCCUGCAGCAGCAACACCUGCAGCAGCAACACCUGCAGCAGCAACACCUGCAGCAGCAACACGUGAAGCAGCAACACCUGCAGCAGCAACACGUGCAGCAGCAACACCUGCAGUAGCAACACCAGCAGUUGCACCUGCAGCAGCAACACCUGCAGCAGCAACACCUGCAGUAGCAGCGCAGGCAGAACCAGCAACACCUGCAGCAGCACCACCUGCAGCAGCAACACCUGCAGCAGCAACAUCAGCAGCUGCACCUGCAGUAGCUGCAGCUGCAGCAGCAACACCUGCAGCAGCAACACCUGCAGCUGCACCUGCAGCAGCAACACCUGUAGCAGCAACACCUGCAGCAGCAACACCUGCAGCAGCAGCAACUGCAGCUGCACCUGCAGCAGCUGCACCUGCAGCAGCAACACCUGCAGCAGCAGCAACUGCAGCUGCACCUGCAGCAGCAACACCUGCAGCAGCAGCAACUGCAGCUGCACCUGGAGCAGCUGCACCUGCAGCAGCAACACCUGCAGCAGCAGCCCCUGCAGUAGCAGCGCAGGCAGCAACAGCAACACCUGCAGCAGCUGCACCUGCAGCAACAACACCUGCAGCAGUAAUAUAUGCAGCAGCAACACCUGCAGCAGCAGCACCCGAAGCAGCAUGUGCAGCGGCAACAGUAGCAGCAGCAACACCUGCAGGAGCAACACAAGCAGCAGCAAUACGUGCAGCAGCUGCACCUGCUGCUUCUGAGGUAGCCACAGCAACAGAAGCAGCUGCAGCAGCAACAGCAGCAGCAGCAGAAGCAGAUAAGGAGACAGCUUUUUGUAUGCCGGCCUCCCCCCAAUCCUCUAGUGAACAGCAACUGCUGCAGCAGCAGCUGCUGCUGCAGCAGCAGAUCGAGAAGCUGCAGCGUCAGCACCACCUCCUGCAGCUGCAGCAGCAGCAGCAACGACUGCCUCAGGAGUUGCAGCAGGAAACGAAGCAGCAGCAAUUGUCAGAGCAACUGCAGCAGGAACAGCAGCAGCAGCAGCAAUGUGCUGAGUCUUCCGCUACCCCAUCUCCGCCCUGCGCUGUUAGCGCCGCUGCUGCUGCUUCUGCUGCUGCUGCUGCUGCUUUCAAGACAGCAGAAGCUGCUGCAGUGCAGCAGCCCUGCUCUCCUGUUGCAGCAGCAGCAGCAACAGCUGCAGCGACAGCAGCAACCGGUAUGGCAGCAGCAACAGAUGCAGCAGCAGCAGCAGCAGCAAGUCCUCAUGCGCCAGCUGCUGCUGCUUCUGCUGCUGCUGCUGCUUCAGCUGCUGCUGAUUCUGCUGCAGCUGCUACGACACCAGAUAAAACGCAUGCAGCUGUGCUUGGCGUAGAUUCUGCUGCUGCUGCUGCAGUAGGAUGCUUGGCUACCGCCACACCCCUUGCUGCUGCUGGACUUGCUGCUGCAUCUGUUGCUGCUGCACCUGCUGCUGUUGCUGCACCUGCUGCUGCGUCUCCUUCUGCUGCACCUGCUGCUGUCGCACCUCCACCUGCUGCUGCUGCUGCUGCUGUGGCUCCACCAGCAGCAGCUUCUCCAGACACUGCGCAGGAAGGAGCACCGGCGGCAGGCAGCACAGCAGCAGCAGUAGCAGCAGCAGCAAGCGAUCGUCUGACGAGUGCAGCAACAGAAGAAGCUUGCGCAGCAGAGUGCCUGGGAACAGUGCCGGAAGCAGAAAGAGCAGCAGCAGCAGCAGCAACAGCAGCAGCAGCAGCAGCACUGCCAGCUCGCUCCCCGUCUACCCAGGCCCCAGAUGAAGCAGGGGCUGCACCUCCUGCUGCUGCUGCUGCUGCUGCCAGUGUAGAAGCUGCAGCAGAGGAGAUUGCGGCAAAUUUAGAAAGACCUGUUGCUGCUGCUACAGGGCCCGUUGCUGCUGCUGCAGCACCUGCUGCUGCUGCAGCACCUGCUGCUGCUGCUGCUGCAGCACCUGCUGCUCCACACGCGAACGCAUUAGAUAGCCUGUGCUUGUCUCUAGCAGAAGCAACAGCAGCAAUACCAGCAGCAGCAGCAGCAGCAGCAGCAACUGCCUCAUCAGCAGAAGCAACACCAGCAGCAACAGCAGCAGCAACAACAGCUACGCUUGCUGCUGCGGAGCCGUUGCUUCAACAGAAGGCAUUUGAGCUGCUUCCGGAGCUACGCAGCAGCAGCAGUAGCAGCAACAGCAGCAGCAGCAGCCGCAGCAACUGCGCUAGUCCGCAACGCCAUUACGAAACGAAGCCAGAAUCUGUAGAGCAGCACCCACAGCAGCAGCAGCAGCAGCAGCAGCAGCAGCCAGCAGCAAGUGCAGCGAGUAGCGAGGGUAUGCCUCCCCUUUUGUCUGGAGGCCCCAAGCGGACGCAUUCUGCUGCUGCUGCUUCUGCUGCUGCUGCUGCUGCUGUUGCUGCUUCGUCUCCCAUCCCAAAGCGGCUGCAGCGCGUUGCGCCAUUGCAGCAGCAGCCAGCAGCAACUGCUACUGCUGCUGCUGCUGCUGCUGCUGCGGAGGCAGCAGCAGAUGAAAGGAGACUAUUUGCAGAUACCCGCUAUCGAGUUGGAGACAUUGUGGAGGUCCGUUGGCUGCUGCAGGAAGAAGAAGGUGACCCCGUUGAGCAGCAGCAGCAGCAGCAGCAGCAGCAGCAGCAGCAGCAGGGGCAGCUAGUGUGGUGGCCGGCAGAGAUACGGAGGAAGGCAGCAGCAAGAAGAGACAGCAAAGGACGUGCAGAGUAUUUGCUGCAGUACUUCGAUUUAAAAGGGGUUAAAGGAGAGAGAGCUGUAGUUGUCUUUGAGGGGCCCCACACCCUCAGACACCUGGGGCCGCCGCAGCAGCAGCAGCAGGAGCAGCAGCAGCAGCACGGGCUCUCAUUAGACGAAGAAAUCGCUCAGGCACCGCAACUCUGCUGCAGGAGAGAGGGGUCUUUAUCUCCACCAAGUCCCAACUCUGAGGCUUUUCUUUGUGAAGGAGAAGAAGACCCCCCUGUCUCUGUUGCAGACAUCAUUAAAGAGCAAGAACGCCUAGAUAGAGAGCAGCUGCUGCCCUUGCAGCAGCCGCUGCUGCUGUGCGGAAGGCACCCAGAGGGCAACACUGCAGCAGCAGCAACAGCAACAGCAACAGCAGCAGCAGCAGCAGGUCUGUUGUUUUUGCUUCAGGGGACAAUAGAAACGCCUACAGCAGAGGCUGCGAUGAUGGCUGCUUUCAAUCAGCUGCCUUUGGAGACACAAAUGCUGAUGGCUAGCAGCUACCGCUCAUUUGCAGAUAAAUUUGUGGGAGCAGCAGCAGCAGCAGCAGCAGCAGCAACAGCAGCAACUGUUGGUGCUACUACUGCUGCUACUGCAGCAGCAGCAGCAGAGGAGAAGCAGCAGUAG